Molecule: messenger RNA, 447 nt
Organism: Bipolaris victoriae FI3
Lineage: Eukaryota; Fungi; Ascomycota; Dothideomycetes; Pleosporales; Pleosporaceae
Exons: 1
Source: RefSeq, a predicted model, not a curated record
UCAUCCCCGACCCUCAAUCUAUUCGGAAAUUGGAUCGAUGAAUGCGUCCAAAAUCACAAAACGUGCAAUACAAUCUCCAAUGCACGCCCUCCCAGCCGCCUACUCCGGAUAAAUCUCGCCCCUGCACCCGAAUACGGUACCCCUACUCUUCAACUUUUUCACACUUCCCCCACCGAACAGUACACCUAUGUUGCAGUCAGCCACUGCUGGUCACACACACGGCCACUCAAAACCACAGCCGCUAAUUUGGCGGCUCACCUCGCUUCUGUUCCCUGGGGCUCUCUCUCACCUGUCUUCCGCGACACUGUAUUGCUCUGCCUCUGCCUGGGCUAUGACUACAUAUGGAUAGACUCCCUAUGUAUCUUGCAAGGGGAUCCGGUCGACUUUGCAGCCGAGGCACCACAUAUGGGUCACAUCUAUGCACAAGCAGCACUCGUCAUCGCCGCA